AUGUCCCUACUGAAUUACCUACCCAGAUUCUACGCGAGAACGGGUUACUCUGAUUCUGCUUUGUCGCAGAUCUGCGCAGCUGUCGGGCUAGUUGGUCUAGUCAACAAAGCCUACAACAAGGAUAUGCUCAGCGCCGCCACGAAUAAUUACGGUGCUGCAAUCCGAACUGUCAACACCGCAUUGCUAUGUACGAAGAUUGCAGUAAAGGACUGUACAGUUGCGUCAAUUUACUUAGCGGCCAUGUUCGAGGCGUUGAUUCUUCCAAGGCGCGCAGGCAUGGACAAUGCCGGCAUUCAUCUAGCUGGUGCUGUCUUAGUUGCGCACUUGAUUCUAAAGCAGCGGAAGCAGACUGAUGUUACCAUUAAGUUGUGCAAUACACUGAUGAAGACGGUCAUCAUGAAUUGUUGGAUCCAGGAAGUACCACUACCGCCUAAUUUCGUUGACUUCAAGAGGCUAGUGGAGCAGAAGGCGGAGCGUGUGAUGGUGUAUGAUUCUUUUCUCGACAUCAUCAUGAGUCUGGUUCAGUUCAAGCAGGAGUACCAAGAUGCAACCAAGGCGGAUCCAAUGGCUAUCGUGCAAAGAGCAUUGACAAUCGACGCCAAUCUGGAUGAAUAUGCACGCGAGUUAGCACUCAAAGCUCCCUUCGAAACUCAUCAACUUUCGAAUGCCGACGAUAGUCGGCUCGCGCACAAAGGUUACUAUCGCUGUGAGCUUCUUCUUUGA
Messenger RNA from Alternaria atra, 723 nucleotides. RefSeq lists its product as uncharacterized. Lineage: Eukaryota; Fungi; Ascomycota; Dothideomycetes; Pleosporales; Pleosporaceae. The coding region runs from base 1 to 723 and encodes 240 amino acids. The record is from RefSeq and is a predicted model, not a curated record. The transcript has a single exon.